AUGCAGUACAGGGCCAACUACACAAGGGAGCAAGUCUCUGGCCCUCGGGCAAGCGGCAAACCGCACAAGGCGCCAGCCAGGUUGGCUGAGGGGCAAUUCGAUCCAGACGAGCUCACGCGACGUCUGUAUCUCGUGUUGGCCGAACAAAAAGCACAGGCACAACGGAGGCAGAGGGCACGUGGAGAACCAUCAAGCCGGAAAUAUGGGCUCGGCCGGCCCUCUGGCACUCGCAAUCGCGAUAGUGCCAGGCCAGGCGAAGAAGCAAGGCCAAAACCCAACGAACCAUCCGCGGACGUCAACACGGAACUGAGGAGAUCCGAGUCGGCCAAGCGCGAGACCUCUCACCCGGCGCCCGCCCCAGACGCCCCAGCGACCCAACCAGAAGCAUACCAUCACGUGCCCAAAGAAGCCGCCAAACAGUUCACGCGGACAACCACAGUCGAAAACAUGCGCAGCAACAUCGACCUCGUACACAAGCUCUCCAAACGGGCCCUCAUGUUCCACCUCGAAGGGCCUUCCAAGACACUCCGCGCCGGCCCAGCCGGGGGUCCCAAGCCGAAUCUCUCACCCGCCGAGCUCUCGCGCGUCCUCCAACAAAGCCAAACCCAGCGCGCUGCGCACCUCGACCGUAACCAGUUCCAGCGCACCCGCAUCCUCAAAGAAGCCGCACGCCUAGACCACUCCCAACAGCACCCCCACCAGUCCCACUACAAACACACCUUCCAAGACGAACUCUCCCGCAUCCUACCACACAGCAGCGGCAGCACCAACACCGACACCAAACCCGCCCGUCGCAACAGCACCGGCACCGACCCCUUCUCCCCAACUCACGACGCCUCCACCAGCCAACACAACCGCCGCUCGUUGUUGCUGCUCCCAACGGACCACCGGAACAGCCUGACGCUGGACCCCCUCUUCGAAGACAGGACGCCGCCUCCCGAGGACCUAAGCCGCUUCCCACCGCCCGACCGUGCCCGCGUCGACUGGACGCAAAGCGACGAGCCGCACGCUAGCAGCAGCCGCGGCGGCGGGGGCCCGAAGCUGCUGCUCCUUUCGCCUCUGCUGCGCAAGGCCGAUUCGCUUUGGGCGUUGAGAGGGCGAAGGGGAAGUCGGGAUUCGUCAGGUUCGGGGUCGGGAUCUGGUGGGGGGGAAGGGGCUGAGAAGGGGGAGGGUGCCAAAGGGGGUGGAACCGAGGAUGGAGGCGAGUCGCCUAUUGCGAAGGCCGGCAAGGGGUUCUUUGGGAGGUUUAAACGUUAA
Parathielavia appendiculata is the source of this 1257-nucleotide messenger RNA. RefSeq lists its product as uncharacterized. The transcript has a single exon. Bases 1 to 1257 code for a protein of 418 amino acids. NCBI's taxonomy places the organism in Eukaryota, Fungi, Ascomycota, Sordariomycetes, Sordariales, Chaetomiaceae. The record is from RefSeq and is a predicted model, not a curated record.